Messenger RNA from Passer domesticus (house sparrow), 897 nucleotides. Its product is annotated as hydrocephalus-inducing protein-like. Bases 1 to 897 code for a protein of 298 amino acids. Gene Ontology annotation, cellular component: axoneme. NCBI's taxonomy places the organism in Eukaryota, Metazoa, Chordata, Aves, Passeriformes, Passeridae. Gene Ontology annotation, biological process: axonemal central apparatus assembly; cilium movement. The transcript is spliced from 5 exons. The record is from RefSeq and is a predicted model, not a curated record.
AUGGAUUUCCACUUUGCUUUCUUGCUGCUGCAGGUGAACCUGAUCAACCAAGGAGCUCUUGAUGCUCCCUUCAGCUGCAUCCCUUCAGCCACAAAGGUGGGCUUGGGCUUCAAGUUGGCACCCCAGGAGGGCAUCAUUGCAGCACGUGGGAGCCAGACUCUCCAGAUCUCCUUCAGUGCCACCAUGUUGGGGAGGUUUGAGGAAGAAUUCCGGUUCAGUGUGGCUGGAUCUCCUACGCCUGCCAUCCUGACCAUCAGGGGCAGCGUCACUGGACCGAGUUUGCACUUCGACCUCCCUGAGCUCGACUUCGGGGACAUCUCCUUUGGCUUUCCCUACACCCAGCGCUGCCGGCUCACUAACAGCUCCCCGGUGCCCGUGACGUUCCAGCUCCGCAUAUCGUUCGAUGGCACGCAGCCGGCUGUGGACAGCGUGGAUCAGAUCCGCUGCCACAGUGACCCAGCCUGGAGGAAGGGCGUUCACUUGUAUGUGGAGCCCCGGGAGUUUACCAUCACUCCCAGCCAAGGGACCAUCCUGCCCCAGGGACACCAGGACAUCCAGGUGACCCUGUGUUCCAACUCGGUGAUGGAGUUCUACAGGAAAAUGCUGGUUGAUCUGGAGGGUUUUGGCAAGGGAGUGGCAUCAUUGGUCAUCACAGCCAGAUGUCUUGUUCCUAAGCUGCAAGUGUCCCCCCACGUGCUGCAGUAUGAUGAGUGCCUCCUGAAGGUGCCCUACGAGAAGAAGUUCAUCAUUAGGAAUCCCAGCCACCUGCCUGGCUGCUACGGGCUUAUUGAACAGGUUUGGCAUCCCAUCCACCUCCCCCUCUCAAAUAUUAUUGAGGAGCUUAUUCGGGGGAAAAAGGGUUUGGACGUGACCUUGCUGGUUUCUAUUCAGUCUUAA